AUUGAAAAAUGGGUGAUUUAUAUUAAUUUAUGAUUUAAAAGGUAAUUUAUCAUUUUUUUUUUAAGGAUAAAUAUAUCCUAUCAAUACAUUUUUAAGGUAGAUUAGGAGGUUUUGCCGUGAGAAUUUCCUUCUUUUCCUCUGUUUUCUCACUGUUAACUGUUCAGGGACUAAAAUUACAUAGUAAGAUAAAGGUAGGGAGCUAAAAUCUCAAAGCUAAUAAGUAUAAGGGCUUUGCAAGGGGUUAUUCCCGCCCGUCAAUCAAGGAUGGGACUGUAACUUCACCAUCUUCACGCUCCAAAUUGUUUUAAAUUUAAUUUUAUCCGUCCUAAGGUUCUGUUUGUCCAUGCGUCCAAACAACCUCCACCUUUUCUUCUCUCUCCUUCCCUCCUGCUCACUCGUCACACGCGUGCCAACACUUCCGACGACAAAGCAGACCCGCCGGACUCACCCGACUCUCUUCUCGGAGCUCCAUUUCUCUCGGAUUACUGUGGCUGAACUGUUGAAAAUGGUGAAGUCGGCUACGAGCACGCACCUGCACCAGGAAGAAGAAGACGAUGAUGUUUACGACGACCUCGUCGCUCGGAACGAUACAGUUUCCUACAACAAAGGGGAAGCUGUGAAGGUGGAAGGGAAGGGUAGUGAGAAGGUGAACACGAAUCGGUCGAAGCAUUCGGAGACGGAGCAGCGGAGGAGGAGCAAGAUUAACGAGAGAUUCCAAGUUUUGAGAGAUCUCAUUCCUCAGAAUGACCAAAAGAGAGAUAAGGCUUCUUUCCUGUUAGAGGUUAUAGAGUACAUUCAGUUUUUACAGGAAAAGUUACAGAUGUAUGAGGGUUCAAAUCAUGGUUGGGGAGAGGAGACUACAAAGUUGAUUCCAUGGAGGAAUCAUCAUGGGCCUGCAGAAGCUCUUAUGGAUCAUUCUCACAUGAUGAAGAACGGAUCUGGGUGUGAGAGCAAUGUUGUUGCCCCAGCAAUGCUCACAAAUCCACAGAAUUCAAUUGAGCUUGACUUAGGUACAGCUGCAGCCUACAAAGCACUGGUUCAUCCUGCUGGUGCUGCUCCUUCGGUGGUUCCAUUUAACAUGCAAACCCAGUCAAACUCGUAUACUAAUCAUGGGACAUGUAGCUUCCUUUCCCAACCUCUGCAUAAUUCUACUUCUGAUGCUGAGAACAUGGCUUACCAACCUCAAUUCCAGUCAUGGCAAGGUGGAGAGUAUGAAACUGAGAAUGCUGUUUCUGAUAAUGCACUGAAUGAACAGGAGGACUUGACAAUCAAAGGUGAAUCAAUUAGCUUAUCAAGUGUGUACUCGCAAGGGAUAUUGUGUACUCUGACCCAAGCGUUGCGAUCUUCAUGUGUGGAUUUGUCACAGACUAGCAUCUCUGUACAAAUUGAUGUUGGCAAACGAGUAAAUGGUGGAGGGAUGUGUGUUGAGGGGACGUCUGAAGCUUCUAGUUCUAAGGAAAAAGAGACGCAGUAUCCAAGCAGCGAUCAAGUGAUAGCGCCGACUGGGGUUCAGAACUGCCAAGAAGAUACAGAUCAGGCUUAUAAAAGGCUGAGAACAGGAAUAAGCUAGUGUAUCAUUCUAGUCACUUUCUUCUGCGUAUCUUAUUCCUUUGCUCCUUUUUAGUGGUUGGAGUGCUCAUUUUUGCAAUGCCAUGAUCCGCCUAAUUAUUAGGCCUAGACAAAUUGUAAAUUUUUUAUGCUUCUUGGUUUGCCAGGAUGCAUCAAUUCUCUUGGAAGGAAACUUGUUUUAUAUUCUUCAGAUGGAGGCGUCCAUGCAUAUAAUGAGAAGCUGCUUCCUUCUUUAUUUAUUUAUUUUUCUGAAAUAUAUUUCAGCAGUGUCAAGUUUCUAUUUGAACCUCUCUGCAAGUUCUUGUGAUCAUUGUUUCUUUUAUCACUGACUCUUCAAACCUUCUCGUGCAACAUGUAACAUUUUUUUUUUUUUUUCAAUUGAUUGAAUCAGUAGUUAGUAUUUUGCAAUUACAAGGAACAAUUCCUCUGAAUCCUGCAGAAUUAGUUCCUCGCAUCUCUGCCAUUGUUUCUGUUAAGAUAUGUGAGGAAACUGCUUUGUCCAUCAUCAAAGUUUGCACCCUUCUAUUGGAUGUUUAUGUCAGCACACCAAGUUUUCUCAAUUGUGGAUCGGUAGGUGAUGCAAACUGCACUGAAGUGCCUGAAUUGCCGCAAAAUUGUUAGUGCUUUGAUUCAAUGACUUAGCCGCCAUCCACACAAAGCCUAUGCUAUGCUAUGUCCUUAGUGGGAGCUGACUUUUUGGAUCUCUCACCAAUAAGAACUUAUUUUCUUGGAUCAGUAGCAGAUGAAUUGAAAGUGGAAAAUUUCUUGGUGAAUGAAUGCAUGUUGGCAGUCAUUUUAGAAUUAUAUUCAGCUUCUUCAAUUUUUUUAUUAAGAUCAUGGAAAACUUUGCUUUGAGUUAGUAUACUUGGUGGACGUAUUCAGACAUAAAAAAUUCACAGAUAAUUGUUCUAAAGUAUUGAAGGGAAGACAUGAUUUUGACUCCCAACAACUUUGAGAUGCUGCCUUGGAUCUAGGAUGUGAUGAGAUGCUUAUGGAUUCCAUGAUGCAAUUCUUUUGCUGAAAUUCAUAUUGAUGCUUGAAAGAGAAGCAAAGCUGAUUCAACAGACAAAGUCUUUGGUUUUAAUUAUUUAAAAGCCUUGUGAUGUGUUGGUUACCAUAUCCAUCUUGUACAUUCCAAAAGAACUCUCAUUUUAGUAAUGAAAUCUCCAUUCUGCCUUCUUUACAGGUGUUGCUGACCAGAUAUUAAGUCCACAGGUUUUCCUUCAAU
Molecule: messenger RNA, 2797 nt
Organism: Rubroshorea leprosula
Lineage: Eukaryota; Viridiplantae; Streptophyta; Magnoliopsida; Malvales; Dipterocarpaceae
Source: the annotation of a GenBank genome assembly